AUGCUGACGAUCUACAAGGACUUGGAUCUUAACAUCCCGGCUGACGUGACCAUUGAGAUCAGCUCCCGUGUCGUGAAGGUCAAGGGCCCGCGUGGUGAGCUCGAGAAGAACCUCCGCCACCUUGCCAUGGACAUGCGCCUUGUGAGCGACGCCAAGGGCAACAAGAUCAAGUUCAUUGUCUGGCACGGUGCCCGCAAGCACCUUGCUUGCCUCCGUACUGCUAAGGCUGCUGUUGCCAACAUGAUCAAGGGUGUGACUAUCGGCUUCCAGUACAAGAUGCGUGCCGUGUAUGCCCAUUUCCCGAUCAACAUGAUCAUCGCCGGUGACAACAAGAGCGUUGAGAUCCGCAACUUCUUGGGUGAGAAGCGUGUCCGUAAGGUCAUCAUGCAGGAGGGUGUGACGAUCAAGGAGGACAAGGCCCAGAAGGACCAGGUUCUCGUUGAGGGUAACGACAUUGACGCCGUCUCGCAGAGCGCUGCUCUCCUCCACGGUGUGACGCUAGUGCGCAACAAGGAUAUCCGCAAGUUCCUUGACGGUAUCUACUGCACUGAGAAGACCUCGAUCGUCCAGGUUGAGGCUUAA
Malassezia pachydermatis is the source of this 582-nucleotide messenger RNA. Its product is annotated as 60s ribosomal protein l9. The transcript has 4 exons. Gene Ontology annotation, biological process: cytoplasmic translation. Gene Ontology annotation, cellular component: ribosome; cytosolic large ribosomal subunit. The record is from RefSeq and is a predicted model, not a curated record. Gene Ontology annotation, molecular function: structural constituent of ribosome; rRNA binding. Lineage: Eukaryota; Fungi; Basidiomycota; Malasseziomycetes; Malasseziales; Malasseziaceae. Bases 1 to 582 code for a protein of 193 amino acids.